This is a messenger RNA of Toxotes jaculatrix (banded archerfish), 2226 nucleotides long. It is a transcript of the gene hrob, whose product is annotated as homologous recombination factor with OB-fold. Bases 157 to 2016 code for a protein of 619 amino acids. NCBI's taxonomy places the organism in Eukaryota, Metazoa, Chordata, Actinopteri, Toxotidae. Gene Ontology annotation, biological process: recombinational repair. The transcript is spliced from 10 exons. The record is from RefSeq and is a predicted model, not a curated record.
UCGCUGAGCUCGUCGACCAGGGGCGUGUUUGUUAGUUAAAGUAAACAUAUAACGGAAAAGACAACAAAUAAUCUAUGUACGCGUUUGUUGAAUGGCAUUUGGUGUCGUACUAAGCGUGUCCGGACCGAUCACUGACGGCUUUCAUCGGGAUAUCCAAUGACUGCGAUGACCUGUAAAUUAAGUGGCCUGUUCAACAUUGGCGAGGACUUUGAUGAUGAGGACCUGCUCGGGACAGACUGGGCUGUCCGCUCGGGGUCUGGACCAGCCGAUGUGUCAGCUGCUGUGUCAUCCUGCGCGCUGCGUGCCUCCUCUGCUGCUCGCGGAGAGCCGGAGAAAAACCUCCUCCAGCUAACUGCAGAGAGAUCAGCUGCCCCGCGUGAUGGCACAGCAUCAAGGAGCAGCACGCACGCUGCUGCUGGACAAACUGUUGCUCUGGGUUUGAGGCAGCCCUCCUCCUCCUCCUCCUCCUCCUCCUCCUCUCAGCCUCCUCCCACUCUGAAUAACACUCAGCCUAAUUUGGCAUCACCACAGAGUUAUGCUAACUCUGGGGGGUCACUGAAGCCCUGUGUGGCUCAGGAUGACUUUGAUGAUUGGGAUGUUGACCUGGCAGACCUGGAUGAGUGUGACGACCAGAUGGGGCAGCCGAAUCAACCCUCUGCUCCCGCUCCACCUGCGCCUGCGUCUUCAGCCAAAAUGCUUCGACCCCCGACCUGUGGAGGGGUUCAGACACUACCUGAUCGGACCCUGAGGGAGCUCAGUGCUGCACGCCAGCCAUGUGGCUCAUCUAAUCAGAACUUACCUCCUCGGACGCUCUCAGCUGCUCAUAUGCGAUCUCCAGUUCUCCGCCCUACUUUCGUAUCAGCCCCUCCACAGAGUCCUAGUGUUUCCCCCAGCCUCACUGCAACUUCUCCUGCCCCCAGCCCCAUUUCCAGGACAUUUAACAGGCUCCAGCAGCCACAGAGACCAUGGUCUACUCCAAGACCCCCCCCUCAGGCCCGUGGCCUCUUUGAGACAGUCUCCCCAGCACCCUCCUCCUCCUCUGUGAGCCCCACCGCUCUGAGCCCUCAUCCCCUUCACACACCAGUCCUCACCAACCGCCUGGUCCAGCUGGUAUCCGCCUCCAAUAAGCUUCCAAAGAAAAGGCCUCGCUCUGAGCCACACCGGCCCAGGACCCGACGGUUCCCCGGUCCCGCUGGACUCCUGCCACAGCAGCCGCAGGGUCAGAACCUGGACGACAUAGUGGUUUCUGUUCCUCAUGCUCCUGCUCACGGUGUUGUGGCGCGGUUGCCCAGCCAGGGUUCCAGCUCUCAAACUGAGGAAGACGAGUUCAGUGGCGGCGCCUGGGCGGCGAUGAAGGCAGAGAUGGGAUUGGAUGAGAGGAACCCGUCGUGCUUCCUGCACUCUUACAGCGUGGUCAUGGUGCUGCGAAAGGCUGCACUGAAACAGCUGGCGAAAAACAAAGUGCCCAACAUGGCCGUGCUUCUGAAGAGCAUCAUUCACACGCACGCUGAUGCCAAGGCUGUGUUUAAGGACCCGACAGGGGAGAUUCAGGGAACUGUGCAUCGGCGUCUCCUGGAGGACAGAGUGGACGAGCUGAAGGUCGGAGCCGUGCUGCUGCUUAAACAAGUUGGUGUGUUUUCCCCCUCCCAUCGUAACCAUUACCUGAACGUGACACCCAACAACCUGCUGAGGAUCUACGCCCCUGAUGGAGUCAGUCUGACCUCCACUCAGCUCCCCCCGCUGGCCCUGGAGCCGACGUCAGCCGCUUGGUCUUCCACCGUCCUCCAGUCUCAGAUGCAUCUGGUGUUUGACGAGGAGGAUGACGAAGGGCAAGAGGGUGAAAGAUGCACGGAGGGAGGCAAAGACCCUCAAGCCCCAACAGACACUAGAGUCAGCUCCAGCAGAGGACACCAAGAGCCUGCUGGGAAUCCAGCACCACAGGACCCAGGCUGGGAUGCAGAUGAUGACUUGGAUGAACUCCUGGGAGAGUUAACCGAGGACACCUACAGCCUUUGAUGUAACAUCAAACAUACAGACUGUCUCCACUGACUUGAGUUAUUUCAUGACUGACGAACAGUAAACAUGCUGUCCUUUCUUUUCCCGUUAUCACGUCUUUAAACUUGUAAAUUUCUGACCACCGGCGAACUUGUGAAAAAUGUUUUUUUUCCCCUCUGUACGUUCAACUGUGUUUAAUACCCAAGUACCACAGAGUAAAGUCUCAAGUUA